AUGCCUUCAAACGCCGACAUUGCGCGCGACCGCUUCAGCCAAGAAGCGCAGGACUGGGAUUCGAAUGUGAAGCAUGUGGAGAGUACGGAGAAGGCUUUAGCUGCGAUACGCGAGUAUGUGCCUGCGUUUAGGGAGGGGAGGGGUCGAGACCUCCGCAUCCUAGAAAUCGGCUGCGGCACGGGACUGCUCUCCUUCAUGCUCGCCCCGCACAUCCACAGCCUGCUAGGCGUCGACACCGCCCCGGGCAUGAUCAGCGCCUUCGCCACCAAACUCGCGCGGCUCGCAGAAACGACAGCACGCCCGAACCUGCUGGCGCUGGAGCACUAUCUGAUCAAUUCUUUCAGCCCCGAGCUGCGAGACGCUGCGGCGCGGCUGGCAGCGCAGUGUGGAGAGGAGAUGCGCAGCGAUGUGGCAGAUCAAGAACGGCAGUCACCGGUGCAGUUUGACCUCGUGGUGUCGCAUUUGACGCUGCAUCAUAUUCCGUCGCUGGAGGAGCUGUUUGGGACGCUGUAUACGUGCUUGAAUGUGGGUGGGUGGGUGGCGUUGACGGAUUAUGAGGAUUUUGGGCCCGAGGCCGUGCCGUUUCAUCCGGUUGCGAAGAGGGCAGGGGUCGAGCGGCAUGGGAUUCGGAGGAAGGAGAUAGAGGAGUUGUUGGUCGGGGCGGGGUUCGAGGAGGUUAAGGUGGAGGAGGCGUUUGUGUUGAGGAAGGAGGUUGAAGCGGAGGGGGGCAGGCCAGCUAGGGAGAUGGAGUUCCCGUUCUUGGUGUGUUUGGGGAGAAAGGGGUGA
This is a messenger RNA of Plenodomus lingam JN3, 786 nucleotides long. RefSeq lists its product as uncharacterized. The record is from RefSeq and is a predicted model, not a curated record. Lineage: Eukaryota; Fungi; Ascomycota; Dothideomycetes; Pleosporales; Leptosphaeriaceae.